AUGAGAGGAGCUCUCUCCUCUCUCCUGGAAUUCUGCUGCAUCGUCGGCUGCUUUCUCUACGCUGCCUUCACGGUGGUGCUGGAAGUAUCCAUUGCUAAUCAAAGCAAGGCGAGUGGCUCCCUGGCUGCGCAAAGCGCAUCUGGUGUGAUUGAAGACAAAACCGUAGGGCGGCCUCUUCUUCUUGCCGAGGUCCCUGAUCCAACAGCUGCCCGUGUAGCGGUGACCUGCAAAAAAAGACGACGAGCUACCGCUGAUCAUGACUCAGUCGUCCCCGUCUUUAAGCGACGAUGUCGCCCAAAAGUUGUCUUGUGA
Messenger RNA from Linum trigynum, 312 nucleotides. Lineage: Eukaryota; Viridiplantae; Streptophyta; Magnoliopsida; Malpighiales; Linaceae. The record is from the annotation of a GenBank genome assembly.